Penicillium angulare is the source of this 687-nucleotide messenger RNA. RefSeq lists its product as uncharacterized. Lineage: Eukaryota; Fungi; Ascomycota; Eurotiomycetes; Eurotiales; Aspergillaceae. The record is from RefSeq and is a predicted model, not a curated record. The transcript has a single exon. The coding region runs from base 1 to 687 and encodes 228 amino acids.
AUGUCGGACCAAGCAAAUUCAAAAGAAGCCGCAAAAUACCAAAAGCUCAAUAGAAAAUUGCAAAGACGCAUCACUAAACGUGAAGAUAUCCAUCUCUUGGCAGAGAUUCUUUCGUGGGAGAUUCAAAAGCUGGAACGAAGGCUCAAAAAUCUCCCAGUCCCAUCCAGCAUAAAUUCAGAGGCUAACAGUACUGAAGCUGACGAUGCUUCAUUGUCUCCUCGGGUUCAUUUUGAUGAUGGGUCCACUGAAAGCCACGAACUCUUGGGCCACAGCGAUACCGAAUCAGAAAACCCUCCAAGAAAGGAUUACACUGAGCCAAUACCUAUCAUCAAUGGCAGUGAUUCUAAGGCGUCAGAAAGCCCUCUGGCCAAGUUGGUUAAUAGCACUCAUUAUCCACCACCAGGUAUCGAUCUCGAAAGGCUAGUGUCAUGGCAGAUAGAAAGGCACUGUCAAUGGGCCGGCAAAUAUGGUGCAUGGGAAUCCAAGGAGGAAAUCCACACUGCACUCGAUAUACGGUCAGCCAGUGAACUAAAACUUGGAAAGCCAUAUGGCAAGAGAAACAUCGAACUCAAUCCCACAGGGCGUGAAUACUACAGACACGGGUUCAAAUGGGGUCGUCCUGCUGCAGCUCUUCUGGAAGCUUUUCACGAGUGCAAUUGGCAUUCAUGCAAAGAUCCCGCGAGAUGA